GUAAUGGAUGAAAUUCGUCCAUUGGCAAGCGACGUUCGACUGACUGCAACAUUCAUUGCGAGUAUGAUUAAGACGUGAACAAAGUUUUUAUCGAGUUUCGUAGUCUAUUGCCAAAAGCCAACUCUGUCAAACUUCGUCGCUAGCACUGAAGGAAUUCGUCUACUGCUGAAUCAACAGGGUGCCGUGCGUUUGUCGCAGUUCUGGGAAGAAAACUCCUAUUGCAUAGGAUAGAAGAUGAAAUCGUGGUAUCUAGUCAUACUGGUCCUCAGCGCAGCAGUAAUGUCCGUGACUGCACAGCAAUAUGUCGCUCACUAUAAUUGCAACGACGGAGGGCGUUAUUUUGUAAGCGACGGUAACUGGAUUGGAACUGCUUCAUCAGCUGCAGAAGCUAGGUGUACUGCUGUUCAAACUACAUUGGUGACAAUGUCUGAUAUCGCUGGAACAUGUUCUCAGUCCUAUAUCGCUUAUAUCACCACCAAUCUGAAAAGAUCCGUUUCUGUUUGGGUGUCGGACGGAAGCGGAGGUGUUACUUGCUAUCCUAAAGUGACACCAUGCCCAGCCGCUGAUGUUGUCAUGUGUAUAAACACCAGACUUGAUGCAGUUUCACCACCAAGUCAACACUGUGGUACCGCAUUAUCUCCUGUAGCUAACGGAACUAUCACCUAUCCAAGUGGAGACGUGUUUCCGUCGCAGGCCUUUCUCGAUUGUGAUCUGGGGUAUACUAAGAGUUCAGUGAAGUGGUACGCAGAUUGUGAAGCAAAUGGCGCAUGGGCUUUUUGGAGUGGUUAUCAGAGGUGCACUCAGAUCACAUGCACUUCUCCAUUAACUGCACCGGCAAAUGGUGCUGUAACCGUCGGUGCUAAUCUAUUUUCAUCAGUGAGUCAGUACAGUUGCAAUGAAGGUUAUCAAUUGAGUGGUACGAGUUACACAAUAUGUCAAGCCGAUCGGUCUUGGUCAACUGCCAAUCCAAUGUGCACACGUGAGUACCAUACUCUCCACACUAUUAUUCUUCGCAUAUAG
This is a messenger RNA of Sycon ciliatum, 1020 nucleotides long. RefSeq names its product sushi, von Willebrand factor type A, EGF and pentraxin domain-containing protein 1-like. The record is from RefSeq and is a predicted model, not a curated record. The transcript has 5 exons. Lineage: Eukaryota; Metazoa; Porifera; Calcarea; Leucosolenida; Sycettidae. Bases 235 to 1020 code for a protein of 261 amino acids.